This is a messenger RNA of Mesocestoides corti, 390 nucleotides long. Lineage: Eukaryota; Metazoa; Platyhelminthes; Cestoda; Cyclophyllidea; Mesocestoididae. The record is from the annotation of a GenBank genome assembly.
AUGUGUGCUGUUCAAGAACCGAAGUCAAAGACCAGAUGUCUUGAGGAGGCAUUCGUCAGGUCCUGGCGGAAUCACGCUAGCCUCAUCACCUGUGUCAAGUUAAAUGUUGGGCCACUCACGCUAUCCGGGACGCAAGAUAGACGACUUGAUGAAGUGCUAAAGACAGUCGCCGCCCUUACCGGUUGGCCUUUUCGUUUCGCCACGGUGGCGCAUAUAACGAAGCAGAUUGGCCGGAUGACUAGAGAGGAGGUGUCGAAGACGGGCCUCAUUCGAGCUGGUGGUUCACGUGAGGAUAGCAGCUUUAAUUUUUUUAUAGGGGUAGUAGCGGCCUUCACUGAGGAUAGAAAAGCACACCAGAGUCGACGAUCUACACUGCCACGACCUGACUGA